AUGGGCACCGUGCAAGCGCAAGGCUCCGACGAGUCCGCGGCCGAGUCGGCCACUGUCGGAACGUCCGCCUCGACUUCGACUUCGACCUCCAGCUCCGGGUCCUCGCAGCACGUGCAGUACAGCAUCCGCAACGGCGAGACCAGCAGCAAGGGCGUGAACCUCGGCUCGUGGCUCGUGGCCGAGUACUGGAUGACGUCCACGGCCGACAUUUGGACUGGGGCCGUCAACGCCUCGCAGGGCGAGUACACGGCCAUCGCGCAGGCCACCGACCCGGACGCCAUCCGGUCCCACCUCGAGUACCACCACUCGACGUUCAUCAACGAGAGCGACAUCGCCGAGAUCGCGGCCGUGGGGAUCAACACGGUGCGCGUGCCCGUGGGCUACUGGAUCGUGGGCUUCGACGACUACGACCCGUCGGGCAAGGCCGAGUGGAAGGUCUACACGAACGGCACGCUGAAGUACCUGGACGCCCUCGUUACGGACUGGGCCAAGAAGUACAACGUGGCCGUGCUGCUGAGCGUCCACGCGGCCAAGGGCUCGCAGAAUGGGGCCGACAACUCGUCCCCCACCGUCUACGGCUCGGAGUUCUGGGGGUCCUACGCCGAGAACGUCAACAACACCAUCGCCAUGGUCUCGUACCUGGCCGAGCGCUUCAAGGAUGAGGACGCGUUCCUGGGCUUCGGCCUGCUGAACGAGCCCAACGGGGACACGACCACGGACGUGCUGUACGACUACUACGAGCGCGCGUAUGCGGCCAUCCGGGCCACGGGCAGCGAGUGCGUGCUGAGCGUGGCCCCGCUGCUGACCGAGCAGAACGCCGAGGUGCUGACGGACUUCAUGCUGGCCUCGGCCGGGUACACGAACGUCUGGGUCGAGUGGCACCCGUACUUCGUCUGGGGCUACGAUGACGUGUCGGACGGGGACCUGGUCAGCACGAGCGUCAAGGUCAACUUCCAGAACAGCGUGAGCACGUGGAACGCGCGCGAGAACCACAACCGCCUCUUCAUCGGCGAGUGGAGCUUCGCCACGGCCGGCAAGUUCCAGGACGACCAGGACCUCUUCUACGAGUUCGCGCAGGCCGAGACGGACGUGGUCAACCAGGCCGAGGGGGGCUGGACCUACUGGAGCUGGCGCAUCUACGCGGACGAGACCGAGGACAACAUGUGGUCGCUGCGCGCCGUGCUGCGCGACGAGAAGCUCAAGCAGAUUCUCUUCCCGUCCAGCAGCGGCAGCGCGUCCACGGCGGCCACGACUUCGGCCACUGGAAGCUCGACCUCAACGGAGCAGACGCAGCAGCAGCAGCAGUCCCGGAAGCUCUAG
This is a messenger RNA of Phytophthora sojae, 1320 nucleotides long. RefSeq lists its product as hypothetical. The record is from RefSeq and is a predicted model, not a curated record. Bases 1 to 1320 code for a protein of 439 amino acids. NCBI's taxonomy places the organism in Eukaryota, Oomycota, Peronosporomycetes, Peronosporales, Peronosporaceae. Gene Ontology annotation, molecular function: beta-glucosidase activity. Gene Ontology annotation, biological process: glucan catabolic process. Gene Ontology annotation, cellular component: extracellular region; cell surface. The transcript has a single exon.